This is a messenger RNA of Rubroshorea leprosula, 4024 nucleotides long. The record is from the annotation of a GenBank genome assembly. NCBI's taxonomy places the organism in Eukaryota, Viridiplantae, Streptophyta, Magnoliopsida, Malvales, Dipterocarpaceae.
AAAAAAAAAAAAAAAAAGAAGAAGAACCGGAACUCUCUGUGUCUCUGAAACAGCCAUCACAAAAGACACAGUGUGAGAAGACGAAGAAAUUCAGUCUCUGUACGGAGGUGAAGCUCGGAAAUACGAACGGGAGCGAAUUUGAGGAGAGGGAAAGGUAUUGUGGGGAGAUGGAGGGGAUGGGAGGAGCGGAGGUGCUUUCUCUGUGUCGGAGCUGAGGUGAGCUGAGGAACAGCUAGGGUUUCUGUUUGAAGCCAUUGAUGAAGGAAUGAAAUUCGAUUGAUUUGGAAAUUUCAGUUCGGAAGUCUUUGAUCGUUAUUGUAUAAUUGCUACUCGGACAGAAACAGCAGUAUUGUUUCUGGUUUUCUUUCAAGUAUUGAUGUGAAACAUAGCAGUUUUGCACAAUUCUAGAUGGAAGACAAAUUCUCUGCACGACUCUGGGACAUAUCAUAUGCUUGGAGGUGUUGUUUCUAAGUCACUAUGACGCUUGAAGAUUUCUUUACCCUGACUGAGAUGAAGGAUGGGCUUACUGCCCCUUCUCGGGUUGAGGAGCUAGUAACUGCGAUGAAGAGUGAGAAAGAUUCUGUUGUGAAGAAUGUAAGUGAUGCAACCAGGCAGUGGACUGCUGUUGCAAGCACGAUUGCUGCAACAGACAAUAAAGAUUGUCUCGAUCUUUUUGUUCAGUUAGAUGGACUCUGGUUUAUUGAUCGAUGGCUCAGGGAUGCUCAAGAGUUUGGUCACGAUGCAGGUGAAAGCUUUAUCGAGGAAUCAAUUACUGCAUUGCUACGAGCUCUUGAAAAGUUGAAUAUAGACAAUGAGAGGUCCAUUUCUUCAGGUAUUUGCAUAACUGUCAAGAAACUUCUUGAUCAGAACAGCUCCCGGGUUCAGGAUAGAGCAAGAGUGCUUCUCAGUAGCUGGAAUCAACAUAGGUUUAGCGAUGCUUUUAACAGUAGUGUGGAGCAUAGUGGAGCUCUUGUUGAUAAUGGAAAUACAGACAAUGUGACAUGCACUGGGGAAAGUAGUAGGCCAGAUUGUUCUGACACAGAUGCUCCUCUUUCCAAAGGAAGUUCUACUGAGGAAACUAAUGGAUUGGUUGCUGCCAAAGCGGGAAACCUUCCAUCAGGAAGCCAAGAUGGUCUUCAGCCAGAAAGGUCUAGAGAUUCACAAAGUGAAAGUUCUAAAGGUGAGCUCCCAUCCCGCAUAAGUUCUGACCAUACAGCUGGGGAGGACAAAUCUCCCAAACCUGUUCAAGAAAAUUCUUCUACAGAGGAAAAUCUUCCAACAGGAACUGGAGAAGGAACUGCUUCCAUUGAGACUUGCGGUUAUGUAGUUUCAAAGCAAGAAAAUGAAGUUUCUGGUCUUCAAAAGUUAGAUGAAUUAUCAAGUAAUGAAAAGCAGAAAUCAGGUGUGGCAGCUUCUGCCCAUAUUAAAGUGGAGCAUGGAGUUUCUUCUGGAGCUGCUGUUGCAAGAGCUGAUGAGAUUGUGAUAGAAGCCAAGUUGCAAAAUAAUGCUGAUGCCAACAAGAAUGACUGUUUGGAAGCUACUGCUUCAGAAGUAAGGACACCUGUAUCCAAGCUAGAGAGUGUGAUGGAUGACAUGGAGGUUGAUCAUGGUACAUCUCUUUUCAAGACUAAAGGUCAAGACAAAGAGAGUCCUACUGACAGAUUGCAAGGAUCAUCUGGAAAUAACUUUUCAAAUGGAAAACCUGAAGAUCUAGACACAUCUGUUUCCAGGAUGGAAGAAACUGGAGUGGCUGAUGAAGACGAGGAACAUUCUAGUGACGGAGGUAAAAUUUUGAGGAGUCUUUCAAAUUAUUCUAAACAGGAAAUGGUUUCCAAAGGAACAUCUGACAUUGGACUUGAGUAUGAUGCUUUAGAAGUUGCUCGAAAAGUUGCUCAAGAAGUGGAGAGAGAGGUGGUAGGUUGCCAAGAGCCUUUGCGUUCUUCUGAAAAUAUUGCUGAAGGUGGAAUUAGGAUGCCAGACUCACCAGCCUCUAUGAGUGGAAAACAAGAGUCAGCCCCCGAGGUUCAACCAAAGGAGGUUUCAGCUGGGCAUGAUCAUUCUGCUGAGAUACAUACUGGGGAGGGGCGCACUAUCAGUUCUGGUAAUGUGGGAAUUGAACCAGAAAAUGCCAUGUGUGAUGCAGAGUCAUCUCAACUGGCUGUAACUCAAGAACCUGAACCUAGUUCUGAGAAAAGCCUAUGUGAUUUUGAUCUGAAUCAAGAAGUCUGUUCUGAUGAUAUGGGGCAUCCAGUGACUUCCCUCUCUACUCCCAUAUCUGUUGUAUCUGCUUCCAAGGCUGCAGUGGCUUCUGGAUUACCUGCAGCUCCUUUGCAAUUCGAGGGUUCUCUUGGGUGGAAAGGAUCUGCUGCCACCAGUGCCUUUCGUCCAGCAUCACCUCGCAGAAAUUCUGACGGUGAUAAAAUGCUGUAUUUUGGGGAUACAAGUAGCAGCUCAAAACAUAGAUCAGAUUGUCUUGUUAUUGAUCUGAAUGUAGCUGAGGGCGGAGAUGAUAAAGCCACUGAUCUGAUGUUGGGGAAAAAAAUGACAGCCUCAUCUGGCCUCCUCUCUGCUGAAUCUUCACAGGAAGCAAGUCCUGGAAGAUCAGAAAGGUUCAACUUGGAUUUAAAUCGCACCAGUGAAGAUGGUGAUGUGCCACUGUCAGAGUUAAGAGUAGACAAACAGUCCUUUCCCAACAGAAAUAGCCAUCACAGUCCAUCUCCUGCAUCUUCUUUGUCUUCUAUGCAGCCUUCACUGAAGAACAUUGACUUGAAUGACAGACCAAUUAUUCAGAUGGAUUCUUCAGAUCAGGCUUCUUAUCAUGGUAGGUCUACCCAAAAUCUAAAUGCAUAUGGGGGCCCUAAACCAGAUGAUCCCGUUAUUUCUAUCAUGGGUACGAGAGUGGAAGUCAAUAGGAAGGACUUUAUUUCUGACAUUCCAUCCCUGCCCAAUGGCAAGGUUCUUGAUGCUGCAGCCAAUACAAAUGUUGCAAGAACUGGAAGCAUUGUUGCUUUGGGUCCCACUGUACCUUACUCGCAUUCUCCUGUUAUGGGCUAUAAUGGAUUGGCAACACCACCAACAAUGAACUUUUCUUCAGCUAUGUAUGGAGCUGGUAGUUCAAUCCCUUAUAUGGUUGAUUCAAGAGGAGCCCCUGUUGUGCCUCAAAUUGUGAGCUCGACCAUUCCUUCUUACUCUCAACCACCAUUCAUCAUGAGCAUGAACGGAGCAUCCCUGAGUUUAAAUGGUGCUGUGUCUUCACGGCCUAAUUUUAAUCUGAAUCCUGAUUUUGCAAUGGAGGUGGGAAAUAGAGAUCCUAUGGGUCUAAGGCAACCUUUCCUGACUGGUCAAAUGAGGUCAAUUGAAGAUCAAAUGAGGGUCAAUCCUCAGCCCUCAAGCUCUGGGGUUGGUGAGAAGAGGAAAGAACCUGAUGGUGGGUGGGAAUCUUACCCAUUUAACGACAGACAGCAAUUUCCAUGGAAAUAGUAAGGUUAUUCAUCUUUGCUCCAUCCUCACUUGGUAUCAGUUCAUAAAACCAAUCAAGGGAACUGAUGCAUGCAUUGCCGAAGAUACCUUGAUAAGAAAGAGCCAAUUGGCUUUAUUUGAGGGGAGUUCGAACGAAAUAAAACUCAGGGAAGCAUGAAUGUAAUAUGAUUCUUCAUGAAAUUGAUGGCUUGAAGGGUCGAAAGUUAGGAUUAAUUGUUUUAGUUUUGUCUAAUUUUCUCGGUUCUCUUUUUUCUAUGUUUCAUUUUCAUAGAAGGCCAUUUCAACCAUAGAAGUCUUGGUACAUGUAGCUUUAACUUAUGUUCCAUAUAUGUGAAAGAAAUUUAGAGAUUUUCUACAUUCUCUUUAGCAGAAUAGUUUCGUUUUAUGUACUCUUAUGUCACUUUCAAUUUUCACUUUCAAUGCUCUGUUGGCAGCUGGAAAGUGCUGAGCACUACACCCCUUUCUAAACAGCCCAAAAGCCUUUGUACUAGAAAACUUUUCCCUGCUAGACUCAAGGCUGCUAAAAUAAAUUAAGGUGUUUCUU